CCGGAGUUUCACGAGAAAUCAGCUUUAAUUCCUGGACAGGAAGACGGCCGAACACCACACAGGAACAAAAAGGACGAUCCGACACCAGACAAACAGAAGGAGACAGAUUAAAUACACAGGGGAACGAGACACAGGUGGAGACACAGGUGGAAACAAUCAGGGCGUGGCUGGAAACAAUCAGGAAAGAAACAGACAAGCACAGGGAGGGAAGAGCAGGGAAACAGGAAACAAGACUUUACUAUAGAUUACAGCUCACCAGUCGACAUGUAAUGUCUGGAGAAAUACGAGCCACCGAGAGCCAUUAAAGGCACAGUAACCUAGUUCAUGUUAGAAGCCCCUCAGACAUCAGGACGGAGGCUGUCUCUUUAACAAAACCGAAAGCAGAACAGUGAGAAUGCUCGGCACCCUUUUUCUUGCUGAGUUCACUUACACUUCUCGAUCAUCCACACUGUGUGAUCACUCUUUGUUAUAUAUUUGGAAUUUACUAGAUCAUGAGCAGAUGAUGGAGCCAAUGUAUUCUCCUGCGACUGCAGACAGUUUGUUACUGCCUGACCCACCGUGUCCCUCUAUUCCCUCACUGGGAGAUGGUGAGUGUUACCACGUCUUCAUCAGCUACAGCAGCACCGACUCCCGGUGGACCCACUCCCUCAUCGACCAGCUGGAGUCCUGCGGCUUGCAGGUCUGCUACCACGAACGUGACUUCACUCCCGGCCGCACCGUGUUGGAAAACAUGUCCGACUGCAUCCAGGAGAGCCAGAAGGUCCUGCUGGUUCUCAGCCAGGAGUUUGUGAGGAGCUGGUGUCUCCUGGAGGCCAACAUGUCUCUGUUCAGAGACUGCCUGCAGAGGAAGCCCAUCGUCCCGGUGCUGCUGGAGCCAGGAGUCUCUGUUCCUCUCCACCUCUGCCACCUCACCUACCUGGAGGCCGACGACCCGGACUUCAAGGACAAGCUGCUCAAGGUGCUGUGCACCCCCAACCAGCAGCUUCAAGGGUCCACUGUGGUGCCCUUCCAGCCUCCUUCUAUCUACAAUGGGAAGGCCCUGCAGCCUUUGAUUGCUGUCAAUGAAGAGGGACUCAACAAAUGGGAUUGUGGUCAGUUCAGUGACAUGGAGGUGCCGGACCAACUGCGUCUGAUCAUUCAGGACCACGAGAACUACAGAAAGGCUAUUCUUCAUCGAAAGAGGUGA
Molecule: messenger RNA, 1186 nt
Organism: Pseudoliparis swirei
Lineage: Eukaryota; Metazoa; Chordata; Actinopteri; Perciformes; Liparidae
Exons: 3
Coding region: 395-1186 (263 amino acids)
Biological process (GO): inflammatory response; immune response; toll-like receptor signaling pathway
Cellular component (GO): membrane
Molecular function (GO): transmembrane signaling receptor activity
Source: RefSeq, a predicted model, not a curated record